Oxyura jamaicensis (ruddy duck) is the source of this 1111-nucleotide messenger RNA. Its product is annotated as olfactory receptor 14A16-like. Gene Ontology annotation, molecular function: G protein-coupled receptor activity; olfactory receptor activity. The transcript is spliced from 3 exons. Lineage: Eukaryota; Metazoa; Chordata; Aves; Anseriformes; Anatidae. Gene Ontology annotation, cellular component: membrane. The record is from RefSeq and is a predicted model, not a curated record. The annotation marks the transcript as partial. Gene Ontology annotation, biological process: G protein-coupled receptor signaling pathway.
UACCAUCACGUUUGCCUCCCUGAAGCCCCCCUCCAUCUCCUUCCUACCCCUGACCCUGGUGUCAUUUCUGUACUCCGUGGUGCCUCCAGCAGUGAAUCCCUUCAUCUACAGCAUGACUAAGAAGGAGAUCAAGAUGCAAUUGAUAGGAACCCAUACCCAGAAACAGCAAAUGCCCAACAUCAGCUCUGUGAGCAAGUUCCUCCUGCUGGCAUUUGCAGACUCACGGGAGCUGCAGCUCCUGCACUUCGUGCUCUUCCUGGGCAUCUACCUGGCUGCCCUCCUGGGCAACGGCCUCAUCGUCACCGCCGUAGCCUGCAACCACCACCUCCACACUCCCAUGUACUUCUUCCUCUUCAACCUCGCCAUCCUGGACCUGGGAUCCAUCUCCACCACUCUCCCCAAAGCCAUGGCCAAUUCUCUCUGGAACACUAGGGCCAUCUCCUAUCAAGGAUGUGCUGCACAAAUUCUCUUUUCACUCUUCUUGUUUGGAGCAGAAUAUUGCCUUCUCACCGUCAUGGCCUACGACCGCUACGUUGCCAUCUGCAAGCCCCUGCACUACGGGAGCCUCCUGGGCAGCAGAGCUUGUGUCCAGAUGGCAGCAGCUGCCUGGGGCAGUGGCUUUCUCAAUGCUAUCCUGCACACGGCCACUACAUUUUCCCUGCCCCUCUGCCAAGGCAAUGCUGUGGACCAGUUCUUCUGUGAGAUCCCCCAGAUCCUCAAGCUCUCCUGCUCAGAUGCAUAUCUCAGGGAAGUUGGAGUAGUUGUGUUUAGUGUUUCUGUAUUAUUUGCUUGUUCUAUUUUCAUUGUUAUUUCUUAUAUUCAGAUCUUCAGGGUCGUGCUGAGGGUCCCCUCUGAGCAUGGACAGCACAAAGCCUUUUCCACGUGCCUCCCUCACCUGGCCGUGGUCUCCCUCUUUAUCAGCACUGUCAUGUUUGCCUACCUGAAGCCCUCCUCCAUCUCUUCCCCAUCCCUGGACAUGGUGGUGGCAGUUCUGUACUCGGUGGUGCCUCCAGCAGUGAACCCCCUCAUCUACAGCAUGAGGAACCAGGAACUAAGGGAUGCGGUGAGGACAUUGCUUGAAUACACAAUUCUUCAGCAUGUUCAGCUAUAA